AUGCACCAGGACUUUAGUCAUUACCCUGCCGACUUGCUAGAGAAGCUUAAAGGCACCAAUGGUUGUAUUUGGGCCCAAGGCAUAUCUCAAACGCAGGUAUCGAAAGAAGACUAUUUGAAAAUCACCCUUGACUAUCCCUUGGCUGCCGCAAAGGCAUUCUCAGGGUUAUCUGAUUCCUUCAAUUUUGUUUACGUAUCUGGAGAAGGGGCGACCCAGGAACCAGGAAGGUUCACGCCUUUGUUCGGCCGCGUCAAAGGUCAAUGCGAAUCGACUCUGAUCGACCUAUCCCAUAUGUUUCCUGGUCUCAGGUCAUACUCUGUUAGGCCGGCAUUUGUUGACGCUCAUCUUGAUGCAAGAGUUUUGGAACAUGCGCUACAACGACCGGAUCAGCAGACUUUUUCGAAAAAGCUGCUCCGUAAUGUUCUUGGGCCUGCUGUCCGCAGCACUUUGUCCAAUCAGACAUCGCCUACUAAGGAUCUGGGCAGGUUCUUAAGUACUCUGGCGGGUGGUGAUGGGGAGCCACUGAGCGGAGAAGGAAUCUAUGGUGAUGGAUGGAUCGUUUCCAACGCCGCUUUCCGACGAAUUAGCGGGAUUUGA
This is a messenger RNA of Penicillium riverlandense, 597 nucleotides long. RefSeq lists its product as uncharacterized. Lineage: Eukaryota; Fungi; Ascomycota; Eurotiomycetes; Eurotiales; Aspergillaceae. The coding region runs from base 1 to 597 and encodes 198 amino acids. The record is from RefSeq and is a predicted model, not a curated record. The transcript is spliced from 3 exons.